Messenger RNA from Gryllus bimaculatus (two-spotted cricket), 3627 nucleotides. NCBI's taxonomy places the organism in Eukaryota, Metazoa, Arthropoda, Insecta, Orthoptera, Gryllidae. The record is from the annotation of a GenBank genome assembly.
AUGCCGCGGGGCGUCGAGGGGGCGUGUCGGAUCAGAAAUUCUAGUGGGGAGCGACCGAGAACUACUGUUGCUCGGAGGCCAGCCGACGUGAACCCGUUGCUUCUGGCUCGGAAAAUCAGUUCUACGCACGAGGCUUUCCAGCUCCGCGGCAGAGAGCAGAGCUACCAGCAGGUGUGCGAACUACGCGGAGAGCAGCGACUGUGGAAGGACUUUGCCAUUACACGGAAGUACCCUCACUUGCUGUUAGUAUGUGUGCCACGCCCUCUCACGGAGAUAAGCAAAGGCUGCCGCCGAGCAAGAUCACGUGGAGGUCAUUUGAAAAACGACGCCCGUGGCAUUACGGACGUUGCAGACUGUCAUGACCAAUAUCAGUACGGACCCCGGUCAUUACAGUUAACCCGUGUAAAAUUUUUACUUCUUAAAUCUCGCGCCAAUUUGCUUGCGACGCAUGGAAAGCCUACUCUAAAUAAGGGAGUAAAGUCCGCGCGCCGCGCCUCCGCCGCCAGUCGUCGCCGCUCCACCUCCGACGGCGCCCAACAACGCUGCCUCACGCAGUCGCCUCGCUCCGCCUGUUGCAGCGCCGCCACCGACCCCGUCAUGGAGACGAAGCAGUUCAAGGAGUUCGCCAAGGAGAUGCCUUCUUUGUGUCUCCAGGUUACCCACUGGCACUCGCCCCGCUUCCACGCCUACUUCCCCACGGCCAACUCGUACCCGGCCAUCGUGGCGGACAUGCUGAGCGGCGCCAUCGCCUGCAUUGGCUUCUCAUGGAUCGCGAGCCCUGCUUGCACGGAGCUGGAAGUGGUGAUGCUGGAUUGGUUGGGCAAGAUGCUGGAGCUGCCGCCCGAAUUUCUCGCCAGCUCUGGAGGCAAGGGGGGCGGCGUCAUACAGGGGACCGCGAGUGAGGCGACCCUGGUGGCGUUGCUGGGAGCCAAAGCUCGAGUCCUCCGCAAAGCGCGCCAAGAGAACCCAGAUGUGAAUGAAAACGACAUUGUAUCAAAACUUGUGGGAUACGCUUCAAGCGCACUCGUCGGUGAGCGCGCGGGCUGCUGGGCGCCGUCAAGGCUGCGUCUGCUGCCCACGGACGCCAACAACCGCCUGCCGCGCCGACGCCCUGCAAGACGCCAUCCGCAGCGACCGCCAGAGGGACUCAUCCCAUUCUACGCUGUGGCUACUCUUGGAACAACUAGUUCUUGUGCUUUUGAUCCCCUUGAGGAGCUGGGUGUCGUAUGCAAUCAAGAAGGAGUUUGGUUGCAUGUAGAUGCUGCAUAUGCUGGAUCUGCUUUCAUUUGCCCGGAAUAUCGAUAUCUGAUGGCCGGAAUUGAACAUGCUGAUUCAUUCAAUUUCAAUCCUCACAAAUGGAUGUUGGUCAAUUUUGAUUGCUCUGCUAUGUGGUUGAAAGACCCUAAUGAUGUGGUUAGUGCUUUUAAUGUUGAUCCUCUUUAUCUGAAACACGAUCAGCAAGGGUCUGCUCCCGAUUACAGACAUUGGCAGAUUCCUCUUGGAAGACGAUUUCGAGCUCUCAAACUGUGGUUUGUAUUUCGCCUUUAUGGUAUUGCGAAUCUACAGGCACAUAUAAGACGCCAAAUAGCUUUGGCUCAUGAAUUUGAAGAUCAUGUCAAAUCAGACUCGCGCUUUGAAAUAUAUGGAGAAGUUACCAUGGGCCUUGUGUGCUUCAGACUUAAGGGUUCAAAUGAACUGAAUGAAACAUUGCUCCGUAGAAUCAAUGGUCACGGAGUUAUCCAUCUGGUACCUUCCAAAAUCCGUGAUACAUAUUUCCUUCGUUUGGCAAUUUGCUCACGAUUCACAGAAUCUCAUGAUAUCAAACUGUCCUGGAAUGAAGUACGCAGUUUGGCAGAUGAAGUUCUUGCUGAAGAACGUCCUGGCCCGUGCUUGCCCAACGUGAAGCCGGGCUACCUGCGCGAGCUGCUGCCCGAGAGCGCGCCCGAGCAGCCGGAGAAGUGGCAGGACGUGAUGGCGGACGUGGAGCGCCUCAUCAUGCCGGGGAUCACCCAUUGGCACUCACCUCGCUUCCACGCCUACUACCCCACGGCCAACUCUUAUCCGGCCAUCGUGGCGGACAUGCUGAGUGCUGGCAUCGCCUGCAAGGGAUUCGCAUGGAUCGCGAGCCCUGCUUGCACGGAGCUGGAAGUGGUGAUGCUGGAUUGGUUGGGCAAGAUGCUCGACCUGCCACCCGAAUUUCUCGCAAUCUCUGGAGGCAAGGGAGGCGGCGUCAUACAGGGGACCGCGAGUGAAUCAACCCUUGUGACGUUGCUGGGAGCCAAGGCUCGAGUCGUCAGCAAAGCACGCGAAGAGAACCCAGAUGUGAAUGAAAGCGACAUUGUAUCAAGACUUGUGGGAUACGCUUCAAGCCAGGCGCACUCGUCGGUGGAGCGCGCGGGGCUGCUGGGCGGCGUCAAGCUGCGUCUGCUGCCCACGGACGCCAACAACCGCCUGCGCGCCGACGCCCUGCAAGACGCCAUCCGCAGCGACCGCCAGCAGGGACUCAUCCCAUUCUACGCUGUAGCUACUCUCGGUACCACUAGUUCUUGUGUUUUUGAUCCCCUUGAGGAACUGGGUGUCGUGUGCAAUCAAGAAGGAGUUUGGCUGCAUGUAGAUGCUGCUUAUGCUGGUCAGUUGAAAGACCAUGAAGAUUUUGCCAAUUUUUUUAACGUUGAUCCUCUUUAUCUGAAAAGCGAUCGGCGAGGGUCGUACCCCGAUUUCAGACAUUGGCAGAUACCUCUUGGAAGAAGAUUUCGAGCACUCAAACUGUGGUUUGUAUUUCGCCUUUAUGGUAUUGCAAAUCUACAGGCACAUAUAAGGCGUCAUAUAGCUUUGGCCCACGAGUUUGAAGAUUAUGUCAAAUCAGACUCGCGCUUUGAAAUAUAUGGAGAAGUUAUCAUGGGCCUUGUGUGCUUCAGACUUAAGGGUUCAAAUGAAUUGAAUGAAAUAUUGCUUCGUAGAAUCAAUAGUCACGGAGUUAUCCAUCUGGUACCUUCCAAAAUCCAUGAUACAUAUUUCCUUCGUUUGGUAGUUUGUUCACGAUUAACAGAAUCACACGAUAUCAAACAGUCAUGGAAUGAAGUACGAAGUUUGGCAGAUGAAGUUCUUGCUGAGGAGCGACCUGAUAACUGACUUACGUAAUAUCCCGCAAUUGGUUGAUAUGGUACGUUGAACAGUAUUACUGAAAUACUAUUGCAGAGGUGUAGUUCUUUUUUCUUCUGGUAUCUUAUUUCAUCCUGCAAUUUUGAUCAGAUACAUGCACGUCUGAAGCUAUCCCUCGGGGGACCAAGCUUCAAAUACCUGUACCAGCUAGCACUAGGUACUCUCGUGAUAUCAAUAUUUUUCAAUGUAUAUUGUUUAGUUAAGAAAGCCAUCAUUUAAUUCAGCUUCCAAUGACGAUCGGUAGAUUUUAUUUCUUCAGUGUUGCACCAUAUCAUCAUAAAAAGGUUUAAGAAAUGUUACAAUAUGAUAUUUAAUGAUAUGGUUAGAUAUUUAAUCUACAAAAUGUGAUGUAAAACUAAGUUUUUUAUGUAUUGUUAUGUCAUGAUAAAGUUUUAUAAAUGAAGUGAAUGUCUAUUCAUGAUGUUAUUAUAUUAUUCUUAACCUACCUGUUACUUAAAGUAAACA